Molecule: messenger RNA, 1707 nt
Organism: Pochonia chlamydosporia 170
Lineage: Eukaryota; Fungi; Ascomycota; Sordariomycetes; Hypocreales; Clavicipitaceae
Exons: 1
Coding region: 1-1707 (568 amino acids)
Source: RefSeq, a predicted model, not a curated record
AUGGCGCCUAGAUGGCCGCAGGUUGACAUUGGCCCGGAACACAUCAAUGAGCACGCUACAUACCUUAAGGAAGCAUGCAAUCAACUGCAGGCAGUGGACAGAGGAAAACAGAAUCAAGUGCCAUGGAAAACAGUGCAGCAAUACCUGGCAUCAACCGUCGCACUCAUUGGCAAGGUCCUACGUCAACCUGUGAUGGGGGACAUCCUCCAGCAGGUUCAGGACGCAGCCAAGUGCACACAGAACAUGCAGAAGGACAUUACAAUCAUCAAGAACUCCGUAGGCCUAAGCACGACCCCACUAAAUACGGCUAACUUCACGGGAGGGCGCAGUGCAAAUGCUUCCUGGGCACAGGUAGCAGCUCAGGCCAAGCGCUCUGCUCCUCCCCCCCAAAUGCCGCAAGGCAAUACCGCAACUAAGACACCGUCUACAGUAACAGCAUACAAGGACCGAGUAGUCACAGUAAAGCUUAAAGACCACGUCAUCUCACAACGAUACAGAACGCACUCGGCGGCUUGGAUCAGACAACAAGUAGAGGCUGCUAUUCAUGGCGAUGUAGCCACUAAGGCGAUCAAACUGGUUGCGGCACAUCAACUUAAAAGCGGUGACAUCCAGAUAUUCACGAGUACAACAGCCGAGGCACUACAACUGAAGGAAAAUAAAAGAUGGGUUCAAGGCCUUGGGGAAAAUGCAGAACUCAUCGUGCCUACCUUCGGAGUGAUUGCCCAUGGCAUCCCUACCAGCACUAUCAACCUUAAAGACCAGAAGGCAACUAUUCAGCAGAUGCUCGCGGACAAUUACACAGUGAUUCCUAACGCACAGAUCUCCUACAUAGGAUGGUUGACCAAGGAAUCGACCCUUAAACGAGCAUCAUCCAUAGUUGUUGAAUUCACAGAACCGGAGAUGGCAAACGCUAUUAUUUAUGCCGGAAUGGCAUGGGAAGGCCACAUACACCAAUGUCAACUGUACGACCGCGCCUGUAGAAUAAAGCAAUGCUUCCGCUGCUACAAUUACGGUCACAUCGGCACUCAAUGUAACGCAUCCCAAGUGUGCGGCUAUUGUGCAGAGCAACAUGAGAGCAAACACUGCCAGCAGAAAGGGGUGGAAGGAUUCACUCCUCGAUGCGCAGUUUGCAAAGGUGCUCACACCGCAUGGAGCAAUGCCUGCCCGGAGAGAAGGAAGGAAAUGCGAAGGGUCGAACAAGCCAAGGAGAUCCGGAGUGUGUACUGGCAUGUUCCUCUGCGGGAGAAGACUGCGAAACCAGAAACAUAUAGACCACGCAACAUGGAAGCCCGCCAGGACGAUCGAAACCAACGACCGGAUCAAACCCAAAGGAUCAGGACCCAGGCUCCAACGGCAACACAGAUACUGGAGGAAGUUAUAAGUAAUACCGCACCAGGAUUACGAACAGCAGUGGCUCCAUCGCAAGCAGGUCCCUCAGGGAACGCUCAGGUACCCCGAGAGGCAUCGGCACCACGAACACCCGUUGCUGACUCCAUUGAGGAGGCUUGGGAAACACCAGCAACGCAACAGGAGUCCACCCAACGGCCCGACCCAAUUAUUAACUUGGUUGAUCCACAAAUCAUGGCAACAGACGUCUCCCUCUCCGCUGCCGGAGCUGAGAACAGCCAUCUCAACCCUCCGUGUACCCUUUGGAUGGCCUCGAGGAAGCUGCUUUGCAAGACGCAGAUACAUGGCUGCAAAACAUGA